Messenger RNA from Knipowitschia caucasica, 1701 nucleotides. The record is from the annotation of a GenBank genome assembly. NCBI's taxonomy places the organism in Eukaryota, Metazoa, Chordata, Actinopteri, Gobiiformes, Gobiidae.
AUGGACAGAACCAAAGUGCCCCCGCUGAGCCCCCUGGACCUGCCCAUGUCCCUGUUGGAGAUGGGCUGCUCUGGAAGCUUUGAGCUGAUCACACACCCCACACCGGGGCUGCCGUUACCCCCUCUCACCACGCUUCCCCACGGUCUGCCUCCCACGAAUCUGACCUUAGAGAAGGAAGUAGAGAAGCAGUUCUUACGUGACCCUGCCUGGCUGCCCAUCCACGACACAGACUUCUGCUUCCAAAAGUUUCUUAAACUUUCAAAGAGGGACGUUAAUGUGGACUCACUUUUUAACUGUGCCGCUGCUCCUCUUCACUCCGGUCUGUCUGUGGUUCGAGACCCGACCACCGGAAUGCUCCUGGACUUCACAGAGGUAUUGCUUGAAAACACGGACCUCUCUGCCAAGAACUCUCUGUCGUUACAACGGCAGCCCGGGCCUCCGUCCGAGAGCCUUCGCGGGAGCAACACCAGCUUCCCUUUCCUCCCGGGAGGGAUGGAGGAGCUCACUCUGGACCAGAUUAAAAAGAAGUCUGAGUUGGAGGAAGAUAUCGACUUUGAAAACGAUUUACUCAAAGUGGCUCCAGGACUGAAAACUGGGAUGGACUUCACGGAAAAAGAAGUCAAAGUAGCAAAGCCAGAAGUCAACCUCAUGUCGCUGCUGUCCUCGUACGACGGAAUCUCUGACUUCCAUCGCGACGUUGAGGAGAAAGAAGAAACGAAAGACGCAAAAGAGGCUCCGACGUUACCGAGAACAAACAGCCUGGAAGACCUCGGCAUCAGGGAUAGCGUCUCGCCGUCUGCUUCGUCAGAACAGAACAAAGAUGAUAAAUCUAAAGAAAACCCAGAGGAGAAGAAGAAAUGGGCCAUUCCUGUCAACAUCAGCGCCCCCUGUGACGACUUCUAUAAACGCAUCCCCAACCCGGCGUUCAAGUGGCCGUUUGAGCUGGACGUGUUCCAGAAGCAGGCCAUCCUCAGACUGGAGGCCCACGACUCUGUGUUCGUCGCUGCCCACACUUCAGCCGGGAAAACGGUGGUCGCCGAGUACGCCAUCGCCCUGUCCCAGAAGCACAUGACACGAACCAUCUACACGUCGCCGAUCAAGGCCUUGUCCAAUCAGAAGUUCAGAGACUUCAAAACCACGUUUAAAGACGUGGGUCUCCUGACAGGGGACGUGCAGCUCAGCCCAGAGGCGUCCUGUCUCAUCAUGACCACAGAGAUCCUGCGGUCCAUGCUGUACAACGGCUCGGAGGUGAUCCGGGACCUGGAGUGGGUCAUAUUCGAUGAGGUUCACUACAUCAAUGACGCUGAGAGAGGUGUUGUCUGGGAGGAAGUGUUGAUCAUGCUGCCGGACCACGUCAGCAUCAUUCUGCUCAGUGCCACGGUCCCAAACGCUCUGGAGUUCAGUGACUGGAUCGGUCGCAUAAAGAAGAGACACAUUUAUGUGAUCAGCACUUUGAAAAGACCGGUGCCUCUGGAGCAUUAUCUGUACACAGGAAACAGCACCAAGACCCAGAAGGAACUGUUCCUGCUGCUGGACGCCACUGGGAACUUCCUCACCAAAGGAUAUUAUGCAGCUGUUGAUGCCAAAAAGGAGCGCACGAGUAAACACGCCCAGUCGUUCGGGACCAAGGGCACAAAUCAGAGCACUACAGCCAGUCAGGUAAUGUCUCAAAAGUCAGGUAAUGUCUCAAAAGUCAGGUAA